GGAGAUGUUCGCUUUGGAGAUGCCACACGCCUCGGACCUGCCCGACAUGAGCAGUGACGUCAGCGACCUGGACGACUCGGACUGCAGCGAUUCGUACUUCGAAUCGCAGAUGGGGGUGCCGCCGCCGUUACCGCAGUACUCGGUCUCCGUGAUGACCGAGUACCGUCCGUUCGUCGAGAUCUACGCCGUGUGCUCAGCGGAGCGCGCUGCCGACCGGCCGCCGGCCGCCCACUGCGUCGAGCUGUUCCGGUCGCUGCGACCGGCCCCGCCGGCGAUCGACGCUCGGACUGCUGGCCAGAGCUGCUGAGGCCGGACUGCUGGCCAGGGCUGCUGAGGCCGGACUGCUGGCCAGGGCUGCUGAGACCGGACUGCUGGCAGAGGCUGCUGAGGCC
Messenger RNA from Pollicipes pollicipes, 392 nucleotides. Its product is annotated as lymphokine-activated killer T-cell-originated protein kinase. The record is from RefSeq and is a predicted model, not a curated record. NCBI's taxonomy places the organism in Eukaryota, Metazoa, Arthropoda, Thecostraca, Pollicipedomorpha, Pollicipedidae.